Messenger RNA from Fraxinus pennsylvanica, 360 nucleotides. The record is from the annotation of a GenBank genome assembly. NCBI's taxonomy places the organism in Eukaryota, Viridiplantae, Streptophyta, Magnoliopsida, Lamiales, Oleaceae.
AUGGCUGCAAAGUAUUGGAAGAAUAUGAAGGAUGCUUUCCUUGAAUCUGAUGCUAUGAGUUACCGUACCCUCUUGUAUGACUUCUCAAUAAGGCAUAUGGUUGGGGAAAGAGGGCAUAUUUUGGAAACAGGGAAAGUUUUCAGUAGUUGUUUAGACGUGAACAGAAUGAGUGUCCUUGGAUUUAAUGUGAUGAUUAAAGCUUGUGGCAUCAGCAAGAGAUUUAGCCAGGCAUGCUGCGUUUUUGAUAGUAUGGAGAAACAUAGUAUAAUUCCUGAUAAAUACAGCUAUAAUUCACUAAUGCAAAUGCUAGCUAGUGCAGAGCUGCCAGAAAAGGCAAAAUUCUAUGUCAAGAUAUUGUAG